GGAACUUCAGUGCAUUCGCUUCAUAUACUUGAGAAAGCUAUUCAAAGAGCUGCAUAAAUUUACUUGUUCAAAGAGUGAUCUAUUUAUGUUUCAUCAUAGCAUUCAGAAAAGUUAAAGAGAUGUCUGGAUUUUCAACAGAUCAGGUGUUCAAGUCUCGUGAAGAGUUGAUGGAAUGGGUUAGAAACACCGGACGUAGUCUUGGUUACGCUAUUGUGACUAAAAGAUCGAAAGCUAAAAAUGGCUACGUGUCUAAAGUUGUACUUAUGUGUGAUCGUGGUGGUGUGUAUAAAUCAGAUAAAGAUUCAAGUAGAGAGACCGACACUAGAAAGAUAAAUUGCCCGUUUGAAAUGAUAGCGAAAUUUUCAAAAAAGAAUGGUUCUUGGACGUUAAAAGUAAAACCUGGUGAGCAUAAUCAUCCACCCGGAGAAUAUAUGGAGGGACACCCAAUCCUCAAACGAUUGACACCUAAUGUUACACGCAUACAUAACGUGUUAGGUGAUGGAAAUUGUGGGUUUCGGGCGACAGCUUCUGCUCUCGGCUACGGUGAAGAUGAAUGGUUAUUUAUCCGGAGAUCACUGAUGGAAGAGCUACUCGAGUUUAGAAAUAAGUACACUAAGGCUUUCUUAGGCUCAUUCAAAGAUGUGUUCACGUCCUUGGCUUGGUCAGGAUCGGGGUUUGCACCUGAAAAACACUGGAUGAUUAUGCCAGAGGCAGGAUUCUUGAUUGCGAACAAGUUUAAUGUGAUCGUUCAUUUUUUAUCUCAAGAAAAAAGAAACAGUUCUACUUGUUUUUCGCUUUGGAGAGGCCCUCACGAGUUCCCAGAAAAAAAAAAUAAUUACAAUUGCACACGUGAAUGGUAACCAUUUUAUAAUGGUAGAAUUGCAAGGAGAGUAUCCAAUUGCCAGCACAAACAACCUAUGGAAAUUAAUGAGAGAAAAUGAUGCAGCUGGCUGGGAGAAUAUAUUUGAAUCACGUCAAAAUAUGUAUAAGUCUUGGAUAGCACAACCUGCUACAUUUGGGGGGAGUAUAGAUUAAACCUCGGUAUGUAAAUUAUUAAAUGAUAAUAAUUUUGUAAAAAAGUACUUAUUUUUAUAUAG
Messenger RNA from Helianthus annuus (common sunflower), 1097 nucleotides. RefSeq lists its product as uncharacterized. Gene Ontology annotation, biological process: L-valine catabolic process; thymine catabolic process. The transcript is spliced from 2 exons. The coding region runs from base 120 to 860 and encodes 246 amino acids. Lineage: Eukaryota; Viridiplantae; Streptophyta; Magnoliopsida; Asterales; Asteraceae. Gene Ontology annotation, molecular function: DNA-binding transcription factor activity, RNA polymerase II-specific; malonate-semialdehyde dehydrogenase (acetylating, [NAD(P)+]) activity; methylmalonate-semialdehyde dehydrogenase (acylating, NAD+) activity. The record is from RefSeq and is a predicted model, not a curated record. Gene Ontology annotation, cellular component: mitochondrion.